Molecule: messenger RNA, 1222 nt
Organism: Dermacentor andersoni
Lineage: Eukaryota; Metazoa; Arthropoda; Arachnida; Ixodida; Ixodidae
Product: (3R)-3-hydroxyacyl-CoA dehydrogenase-like
Source: RefSeq, a predicted model, not a curated record
AUGACUACCGUAGACGCGGCUUUGUACGGACGGCUCGCUCUGGUGACAGGGGGUGCGAGUGGUAUCGGCAAGGCGGUCUGCCAAUUACUUGCCGCCGAUGGGGUCACCGUGGUGGUUGCUGACAUACAGCUCGAGGCAGCAGAGAAUGUUGCCCGAGCUCUGCCAGGUGACGCCAAGCACCAGGCCAUGUACGUUGACGUGGGUGAACCGUUGUCCGUGGAGCAGCUCUUCAAUGGCAUCAGGGGUGCGUUCUCCGAACCACUGAGCAUCGUCGUCCACUGCGCCGGUAUUCUGCGCGCGGCGCCACUCUCCCAGUGCACGGAUAAGCUUUUCGAUGAGAUUAUCAAGAUCGAACUUAAGCGACACGUAGCUAUCUUGCAGCACUUCGCGGUGUCGGAUAAGAGCACCGAUGUGCAACAGCUUGAACUAAGGAUGUCGCAGGGCCUAGGAGCUAAAGCAGAGCCGCCCAUGGUGAUGACAUUGCGAAGACUAAAAAUUACUUUUGGCCUUAUGACAUAUAGAAGGGAUUACCAAAGUUGUUUCUGGUGUUUUCAGGGCACCUUCCUGGUGAACCGGGCAGCUAUUCGUGAUAUGCUGCGUUCUGGGAAACCGCUUUCUGAUUGGAGAGGAGCCAUCGUGAACGUUUCCAGCCUUGCAGCCAGGUGCGGCUCCGUGCAGCCGUGUGCGUACGGCGCUGCCAAGGCCGGCGUCCAGGCUCUAACGAAGUCGGCAGCGUCGGAAGUGGCGAAGCAUGGCAUCCGCUGCAACGUUGUAGUACCCGGAUGGGUGGAUACCCCGAUGAUGGCCGAAGCUGGCGAAAGCAACAAGACGAGAGUUAUCUCGAACACACCGCUCAAGAGAACCGGCCAACCAAUGGAGGUAGCAGAGGCCAUCAAGUUCUUGUGCUCGCCCACAACGAGCUCCUUCAUCACGGGAACUGUGCUUGAAGUCACCGGGGGAUUCAAGAUGUGAAUUAUUUUUAUUCGAUUUGGAACAUUGACAAGGGACAAUAAGUACACAUCCAAUGCGGGUCUGUUAAAUAUCUCGUGUAAACCUUCCAGGUCUGAAUUUUCUGCACUUGCUCGAGUGGCUUGAGAACAAAGUGGAUGUAAGCGUUAGUGUAAACUUGGAUAAAAAGAUAGGACCACAAGGUAAUAAUGUUUUCUGUAGGUUGUUAAUAAUUACCGCGAUGACGGCUGAAUGAAUGCAGGUUUUCCCUUUG